UUUAUUAUUUAUUAUUUAUAUAUCUAUAAAGUAAAAAGUUGAAAUUAAAUUUUUUGGUCAUUUUAUUUCUUGAGAUCUUUUUUGUGAGAAAUUUUUUUUUAAAAGUUGUUUAAGAAUUGUCUUAAUUGAAAUGAUUUUCUUUCCAUUUUUUUCUACCACCAUUAAUUUUUUACUUUAAAAGUUAAUAACAAUCAAUAGAAUUAUAUACACAAGUAAUGAAAAUCUAAGUAAAAGUAUUUGAUAAAAUUUGUUAAAUCUAGUUAACUUGUAAACUCCUCUCAACUAUUAAAAUCAUCAAAUUCCACAGAAAUUCGUGUUCCAAUAACCCCCAUAAAAGAGGCUCAGGAAAUACUAUUUUUCUUAGAAAUAAAUACCCCCACCAUGCUGAAACCUAAGGAAAAUAAUUUGUUUUGACAUAAUUACAUAAACAUUUGAGUUAUAGUUUUGACAUCCUAAUCUAUACUAACUUAUAUAAUUUAAUUUUGUUCGACUAUAGAUUUCGAUGAUACUAACUGGAUCACAAAAAUUUUAAGCUAACUUUUUUGUUUUCAUAGAGAAGGCCGACCUUUGAGCUUCAAAAUGAUCACCCGUCAAUGAUCACGUAAUUGAUUUAAUCGUUAAUGCAAUGCAAUAACUUCAGAGUUCAUAAGUUAAUUAAACGUCAAUUACCGUUUCGCUCUUCCAUUAUAUAACCAAAGCAACAAAAAACAAUUCUUCACAAAUGUUUACUAGAAACAAAAGCAUGAACAACAUCAAACAGUUUCUCUUAGGCAUUUUUAUUUAUCUUGUUUUAACAUUUCAUGAUCGUGUAUUAGCAAGCAGCACGACCACCAGAGACAUCAUAGUCCCGAAGAUUUCUGACUGGCAAAUCACGGUGGUCAACGGUUUAAUCACCAGUGAAACUCUCUUCGUCCAUUGUAAAUCUAAAGACGACGACUUAGGCGAACAAAAUCUGCAUCUGGGAGAUAGAUUUUCUUGGAAUUUUGGAGAAAAUAUGCUUCACUCAACGUUAUUUUGGUGCUACUUGAGUAAAGAUGAUGGUCAUAUGAAUGUGAAAGUGUUUUGGGAUGAUGUAAUCUUGUUUCAUAGAUGCGGUUGGGAAAAAUGCGUUUGGACCGCUAAAACUGAUGGGCUUUAUCUUUGGAACUCUGCUAUUGGUGAAGACUUAUUACUAGAGAAAUGGGAAACUGGGUGGUGAAGAAAUUUCUCUUGCUAAUUGUAUGAUUAUAAAUUAAUCUUGUUGUUUUAUGCAUAAACAAAUACUAAUUCAUAAUAGCUUUCAUAAAUCUCCAUGUUUCACUUUUAAACUUUUCCACUAAUAAUAAAA
Molecule: messenger RNA, 1327 nt
Organism: Brassica napus (rape)
Lineage: Eukaryota; Viridiplantae; Streptophyta; Magnoliopsida; Brassicales; Brassicaceae
Product: S-protein homolog 74
Exons: 1
Coding region: 722-1198 (158 amino acids)
Source: RefSeq, a predicted model, not a curated record